AUGGACAGCAAAGGAAGGACAAGCGGCUCUUACCUGGACGAUGACUCCAUCCACGAGGACAACCCUCUCAUGUCCCAGAACACAGGAGCCAAAAGACCAGUAACAAGAAGAUGGCUCAAUGGAAGAACAAUCUUCACGACCCUCAACUUGGCUCUGUUCUUGACAGGUAUCUCUGUUUGGUCCCAGGUUGCGAUGCUUGUCAAAACGAAGAAUCUCAGCUGCAAAGCAAUAGCCAAUUCGGCUGGAGAGGCGGAUUUGGCAUACGACAGUAGAGUUGUCUUUCAACCAAAUUGGCCGCUCGUCGAUCCGCCGACCAAUGAAACGAACGAGUUGUGGAAUCGUUUGUCUCCUCCUGGCGAAGGUGUCAUCGAGCUUCCGAACGAAGCCACUGUAGGGCUUCCUCCAUCCAAGCCGUCUACGAAGAGGCCUCUGACACAUACCGUAUACGGCGUCUCAGUCUUCCACCAACUGCAUUGCGUCAACUUACUGCGUCUCAACAUGUAUCCCGAAGAGUUCUCGUGGACACUCACCGACAAGACUCCAGAAGAGAUUCGCAUGCAUCGAGAUCACUGCAUCGAUUACCUCCGUCAAGCCAUCAUGUGCAACGCCGAUGUGACCUUUGAGCCAUGGACGAAGCACGGCAUCAACGGCAUGGAUGCCAUACAUCAAUGCCGUGACUACAACAAGAUCUUCACCUGGGCCUAUGAGCAGCGCAUGGAUAAAGAGAAGGAUGUCAUCGAUCCGCUUUGA
Molecule: messenger RNA, 750 nt
Organism: Cercospora beticola
Lineage: Eukaryota; Fungi; Ascomycota; Dothideomycetes; Mycosphaerellales; Mycosphaerellaceae
Product: oxidase ustYa family protein
Biological process (GO): mycotoxin biosynthetic process
Source: RefSeq, a predicted model, not a curated record